Pseudophryne corroboree (corroboree frog) is the source of this 1494-nucleotide messenger RNA. RefSeq names its product dihydrouridine synthase 4 like (gene DUS4L). Gene Ontology annotation, biological process: tRNA processing. The transcript has 7 exons. The record is from RefSeq and is a predicted model, not a curated record. Gene Ontology annotation, molecular function: flavin adenine dinucleotide binding; tRNA dihydrouridine synthase activity. NCBI's taxonomy places the organism in Eukaryota, Metazoa, Chordata, Amphibia, Anura, Myobatrachidae. Bases 251 to 1198 code for a protein of 315 amino acids.
GGCCACGCCCCCUCCGCGGCAUUAUGCCCGCGAUUUACUAGCCUGUCGGGAGAGGAGUCCUGCCUGCAGAAAACCCCAAUGGCUGGAAAGGAGGAGGCGCUCAUCACCAGGUUUCCUUGCAAGAGCCCUGACUGCAGAACAGGAAAUCCAUCCAGCAGCACUGCAAAGUAACUACGGCUCUGUACUUUCAUCCUCCACAUCUACUGUUGGCAAGACAGAACUUCAGUAACUAGGCUUGUUCUCUGUCCCUAUGUAUCUUCCACAAGGAGAUGACAAAAUAUGCCUCCCCCAAAAUCCAGUGGAUUUGUUCGGUUCUAGUAAUACAGUGAGAAUAUGUGCACCCAUGGUACGAUAUUCCAAGCUUGCUUUCAGGACCCUAGUGAGAAAAUACGGCUGUGACUUAUGUUAUACACCAAUGAUAGUCGCAGCUGACUUCGUCAAAUCUGCCAAAGCCAGAGACAGUGAAUUCACUACAAACCAAGGGGAUCAGCCACUUGUUGUACAGUUUGCUGCUAAAGAUGCAAAGGUUUUAGCUGACGCAGCCCUACUUGUCUGCCCUUUUGCUGGUGGCAUUGAUCUGAAUUGCGGAUGUCCACAGAGGUGGGCAAUGUCAGACGGUUAUGGUGCUUGCUUAAUAAAUCGUCCUCAGUUGGUUCAUGAUAUGGUGAGACAAGUACGCUGCCAAGUCGAGAAUCCAAGAUUUUCUGUGUCCAUUAAAAUAAGAAUUCAUGCUGACAUUGUGAAGACGGUAGACCUGUGUCGGAAAGCGGAGGCUGCUGGUGUUUCCUGGAUCACAGUUCAUGGGAGGCUUCCUGAAGAGAGGCAUCAGCCUGUGCACUAUGAUGCAAUAAAAAUCAUUAAGGAUAGCCUGUCUAUACCUGUUGUGGCUAAUGGAGAUAUCAAGAGCUUAAAAGAAGCUGAGAACAUUCAUCAAAUUACAGGAGCAGAUGGUGUGAUGGCUGCGAGGGGCCUUCUAACAAACCCAGCUAUGUUUGCUGGAUAUGAGGAGACACCACUUUCCUGCAUUAUGGACUGGGUUGACAUAGCUCUAGAACAUGGAACACCUUUUACAUGUUUCCAUCAUCAUAUUAUGUAUAUGAUGGAACAAAUAACUUCAAAACAAGAGAAGAGAGUUUUUAAUGUUUUAUCUAGUACGUCAGCUGUUCUAGAUUAUUUCAGAGAUGUUUAUGGAGUAUGAUGUAAAUUUUUAAUUUGAUUUUAUAUAUAAUCUAGUUUAUUAUGUUAUACAAAAGAUAAUUUGACCCCAGAGGAGGUCAAUAUAUGGUUGUAUUAGCUGUGUUCUAGCCUAUACAUCAUUCCAAAACACAUUAGUGCACACACAGCUGGUGAUACAAACUGUGUUACCGUGUGUGCUGACCAGUUUAGCUUGGGACAGGCACUAUAGUUUGCAACCUGAUGAUAUUCCAGCUUUAUCAUAAAUAUUCUUCAAAUGCAUUAUACGUUGUACCAAAGAAAGACAAUGUAGUGGAUCGA